Messenger RNA from Glossina fuscipes, 2486 nucleotides. Its product is annotated as GDP-fucose protein O-fucosyltransferase 2. The record is from RefSeq and is a predicted model, not a curated record. Bases 19 to 1413 code for a protein of 464 amino acids. The transcript has a single exon. Gene Ontology annotation, molecular function: peptide-O-fucosyltransferase activity. NCBI's taxonomy places the organism in Eukaryota, Metazoa, Arthropoda, Insecta, Diptera, Glossinidae. Gene Ontology annotation, biological process: protein O-linked glycosylation via fucose.
CUAAUCAACAAGAGUGUAAUGCAUUUUAAAUUGUUUGCGGGUGUUUUAGUAUUAUUUUUAAAAAUUUAUAUCAUAAAUGCCUAUUGUCAGGUAGCACAAUGUCCUAAUCUAAUAUUGUGGCUGCAAAAUUUAAUAAAACAUCCAAAACUGCCCUUUUGUGAUACGGAAAUUAGAUGCAAACGUAAUGUCAUUUAUUUAUUGUAUGAUGUUAAUCCGCCCGAAGGUUUUAAUUUACGUCGUGAUGUUUACAUACGUUUAGCGGUAUUCGUAAGGAAUAUUCAAAAGGAAAAUGAACGGUUUCGUAAUUUACGUUUAGUCUUACCACCAUGGCGCCGCCUGUAUCAUUGGAAAUCCCAUCAUUUGCAACAAGAUCAUUUGCCAUGGAGUGAUUUUUUCGAUAUUGAAAGUUUAAGGCGUUUCGUUGCUGUUCUAGAUUUUCCAGAAUUCGUUCGAGAAAUCUCCUUAUACGAGUUGGAAAGCAAACCCUUCGUUACGAUUCAUAAAUUAUUGCAGUUACAGCAUUUUAAAGAUAUGUUUGAAAGUGGUGUAUUUACCGAUAAAUGGGAAUUUACGCCAGAAUGCCAAGGAAAUGAGAAAUUACUGCAAGGCUCAUACUUAAAAGAAUUGCCACUUUUUUUAAGGCCAUUACAUGUUCGAUGUGUGCAUUAUCAGGGAGGAGCAAAUCUCUUGGGUAGUGUUCUACAAACGGUUUUAGAUGAAUGGGCGGAUGUAGAUGAAACACCAAAAGUAAUAGCGAUUUUAAAUGCUGAAAUUGUCCUACAUGAUCGAUGGGCAGAUCGUCAAUUUUGGCAAGCAAGGCGUUCAAUGCGUUUUUCCUAUAAACUCAACGAAAUAGUUAAUCAGUUUCGUUUGCAGCAUUUUAAUAGUACCGACAUUACGGACAACGUGCAACGUCCUCCUAUGUGGGAAUACGAACACUCUUCUCAUAAUGAUCAGUCGAUAGGAGGCCCUUAUCUUGGCGUGCAUCUUAGACGCGCUGAUUUCUUGUAUGGUCGUGAAUCUACGACACCUACCUUGAAGUCCGCUGCUCUUCAAAUCAAAUAUUACCUACAACAGCUAAAUCUUAAUACAGUAUUUUUGGCCACUGAUGCUACCGCUUUUGAAAUAAAAAAUCUCAAAUCUUACUUAUCACGCACGCACGUUCUUCGUUUUACUGUGGACAGUAUUGCGCAAAAAGCUUCUAUUAAGGAUGGUGGAAUUGCUAUUAUUGAUCAGUUGGUGUGUUCGUAUGCCCGCUUUUUUGUGGGAACUUACGAAAGUACCUUCACUUAUCGUAUUUAUGAAGAGCGUGAAAUUUUGGGCUUUUUAAGGCAUACCACAUUUAAUACAUUCUGUAAAAAAUCGACUAUGGAAGACUGCUUAAAAAAUUCGAUGUGGCCUAUAGUUUAUUGAAGUAACAGUAAUUAUACUGUUCGUAAAUUCGUGCAAAUUGAAUAAGUAAAAGAAGGAUACUCAUAACAUUACGUAAAUUUAAGGAUAAAAUAUUACUCAAUACACACACAAGAAGAAAAUGUCUUGAAAGUCUUUUAAAAUCGCUGAAAAAAGAUCAAAGAUCCAGUUUUUUCUUUUUUACUAAAGCAUAUUGCUCACACCGGAUAAUUUUCUCCACGCAUGAUCGAUGGUCAAAGGGAAUUGAUCAUUUGAUCCGCCCAUUAGCAGUGUUCAUGAGCCGCGCUCGCUUUUCAAUGAAUGUGGUCAGGCCGUGAACGUGAAUAGCAAACGUUUUCUUUUUCGCUUAUUAUUAAAACAAAGCGAAUACCUUUGAUAUCUCCGGUAAUAUGGGAAUGGGCUGAGGAGCGUCCUUAACACAGAAGCACACCAUAAACGUUGUUCUUAAACACCAUUUUCUUUUAAGAUAUUUCGUCAAAAUGUUUUUUGUUUGGUUUGGUGUCACAAAUUUUAUUAGCGAACUGUCUGCUUUACCAAGGGUGUCCCUUAUUGGUCUGAUUAAUCAUAAUGCAAUGCGGGAACACAGUUCUUGUGCUGUACUUUAUGAAAUAUUUCGUGAUGAUAGGGACAGAAUCCAAAUCUCAGAGAUAGUUUAUAUUAUUCGAUAUACACAUUAGUUCCUUCAAAAAACAUAUCUGAGGCGUUCAAUUUGCCCGAAACUUGAGGUAUAGGUACGUCAGAUAUUAAGAUUUGAAUGGUGUGAGCUACGGGUGUGGACAGGUUGUCAUUAAGUGUAUAUCAAAGUUUAAAGAGAUGAAUGUAACUUUUCUGUGCUUUUCCGAAAAAAAUGCGCCUGAAGCUGCGGAUAUGGAUAACGUGGGUUGAUUUAAAAAUGCAGUAAGUUACAAGACAGGUAGAAGCCGAUUUAAGUCAUUUUGUGCAAAAAUGUUAGCCUUGAAGACCAUGAAAAUUAGUAUACGUCUGUCCGUCUUUAUCAAAAGUAAGCCAGAAAAUAACUUUCAAUUUAACUUGGGAAGUUUUACCACACUCCCCAUGCUUUUUAGACCUGGUUUCUU